This is a messenger RNA of Mixia osmundae IAM 14324, 1245 nucleotides long. RefSeq lists its product as uncharacterized. The record is from RefSeq and is a predicted model, not a curated record. Gene Ontology annotation, molecular function: 3-methylbutanoyl-CoA dehydrogenase activity; flavin adenine dinucleotide binding. The coding region runs from base 1 to 1245 and encodes 414 amino acids. Gene Ontology annotation, biological process: L-leucine catabolic process. NCBI's taxonomy places the organism in Eukaryota, Fungi, Basidiomycota, Mixiomycetes, Mixiales, Mixiaceae. The transcript has 8 exons.
AUGCUGCUUCCGGUCAGCAGGCACAUUCUCCGACAGUCGCCUCGAUGUAUCCCUCUGACCGCAGAUGUACGACGACACGCGAGCUACUACACGCCUUCGCUCGCAGGCUUGACGACAGAGCAAGCCGAAUUGCGUGAAGCCGUGCGCUCAUUCGCAGAGUCAGAGGUUGCGCCCCUUGCAGCUAGCAUCGACAAGAACAAUGAAUUUCCGCUCGAGCUGUGGCAGAAGAUGGGCAAUAUGGGUUUGCUCGGCGUGACCGUCGAAGAAGAACGCGGCGGUCUCGGCAAAGGCUACCUCGAUCAUACCAUCAUCAUGGAAGAGCUAUCUCGUGCUUCUGGCUCGGUCGCGCUGUCAUACGGCGCCCAUUCGAAUCUCUGCGUCAACCAGAUCAAUCGGCACGGCACAGAAGCGCAAAAGGACAAGUACCUUCCCGAUCUCAUCUCUGGCAAGGCUGUCGGCUCGCUCGCCAUGUCAGAGACGGGUAGCGGCUCAGAUGUCGUCUCGAUGGCAUUACGCGCCGUCGAUGCUGGCGAUCACUACGUACUGACCGGAAACAAGUUCUGGAUCACCAAUUCGCCAGACGCGAGCACACUAGUCGUGUACGCCAAGACAGACCCAGAAAAAGGGUCGAGAGGCAUCACCACCUUUAUUAUCGAGCGUGGUAUGGCUGGGUUUUCGGUCAAUCAGAAGCUUGACAAGCUCGGCAUGCGGGGCAGCAACACUGCCGAAUUGACUUUCGAGGAUUGCAAAGUACCCAAGGAGAACGUCCUUGGCAAGGUGGGCUCUGGCGUCGAAGUGCUUAUGUCUGGCCUCGAUCUCGAACGUCUCGUCCUGUCGGGCGGCCCUCUCGGUCUCAUGCAAGCCGCUUUUGACUAUUCGCUGGAGUACAUGCACCAACGGAAGCAAUUCAAUCGCAAGAUCGGCACCUUUCAGCUCAUGCAAGCCAAGAUUGCAGAUAUGUAUACGAAGCUCAGUGCAAGCCGCACGUACGUCUAUGCCGUUGGCCGGGCUUGCGAUCAAGGCCACGUCAGUCGUAGAGAUUGCGCUGGAGCCAUCCUGUACUCCAGCGAUCGUGCGCUCGAAGUCGCGAUUGAGGCUAUGCAAUCGCUAGGUGGCAACGGAUACGUGAACGACUAUCCCACUGGUCGCUUCGUGCGCGAUGCUCAGCUGUAUCGAGUGGGUGCAGGCACGCAGGAAAUUCGUCGCAUGCUCAUCGGCCGCGAAUUCAAUAAUGACUUUGAGUAG